GUUGCUCACGCUGGGAGUGGUUUCCUUCACUGAGGGCGGGUUUGCUCGUUCUUUGUUAUUUCGCUGAGUUUCCCCGAGUCAGUUUCAGAGCAGCCCCGGGAGGAGUGAGAGUGCGAUCGGCCAGCAGCAGCCAGAGCACCGGAGUGAACAAUGGGUGAAUACAUUGAGAAGCAUGACACCUGCGGCACCAUCUGCCUUAAAUACCUCCUCUUCAUCUUCAACUUCUUCUUCUGGUUGGCUGGUGGUGUGGUAAUGGCAGUUGGUAUUUGGACCCUUGUUGAGAAGAGUGAUUAUAUCAGCCUGCUGUCCUCCAGCACCUACGCAGCUGCGGCCUAUAUCCUGGUGGUUGCAGGGGUCAUCGUCAUGCUGACUGGGAUCCUCGGCUGCUGUGCAACCUUUAAGGAGAAGAGGAAUUUACUCCGAGUGUAUUUUGCCCUGCUGCUCUUUAUCUUUGUGCUGGAGAUCCUGGCUGGAAUCUUGGCGUAUAUCUACUAUCAACAGCUCAGUGAUGAUCUGAAGACUAAUCUGAGAGUGACAAUGAUUGAAAAAUACCGGGUGGGAGGAGACACGAAAAUCACCAAGGCCGUCGACAAACUUCAGCAAGAAUUCCGCUGCUGUGGGAGCAACAACUCCAAGGACUGGCAGGAGAGCGAGUGGGUGAAGGCUGAUAAAUCCGGAAAGAGAAUUGUACCUGACAGCUGCUGCAAAACCAUGAGCACCGGGUGUGGCAAGAGAGACCAUCCUUCCAAUAUCUACAAGGUGGAGGGAGGCUGUAUCACCAAGCUAGAAGGGUUUAUCAUGGCCCAUUUGAAGAUUAUUGGAGCAGUGGGAAUAGGAAUCGCCUGUGUCCAGGUAGGAACACAAUUGACGGAGACAUGGAUAGGGAGUAGGAAGGUGUGGCUGAACAACCGAGUGCGGAAUGCCUGAACACACUGACUGACAUGUACAACAGGUCCUAGCU
This is a messenger RNA of Carcharodon carcharias (great white shark), 961 nucleotides long. RefSeq names its product CD151 antigen-like. Gene Ontology annotation, cellular component: membrane. The record is from RefSeq and is a predicted model, not a curated record. The transcript has 7 exons. Bases 151 to 927 code for a protein of 258 amino acids. Lineage: Eukaryota; Metazoa; Chordata; Chondrichthyes; Lamniformes; Lamnidae.